ACGACGUUGAAUAGGCAUACAGAAGCAUCCAAGAGAAAUUGGUGCACUUCCGUCGACGCUUGCGGAAAGAGCGAUCCUUGUCGUGCGGGCCUAUUCGCGUCAUGCUCAGACGCUGCUGCCGAGAGGGCCUCAGGCUGCUCAGACAGUCUGAAGCUGCAUUUGUCGCGCCGAAAAAUCCUUCGACGGCACCUCUUGCUACAGCAAUUGCCCGCCAUGAAGCAUCAAUGGAACGAGCAACUCCGAGCUCCCUGACCAGAUGCAUGCUGGACAUUCCCGCGCGGCAUAUGUCCGCAGGACCUGCAAAGCCACCUGACACAGACAAAGAAGGCGCUGCAACAGGCCUUGAUUAUGCUGAACAGGAGGCUGCACAGGCAGCAGCCAAGGCUGAAGGCACUGCACCUGGGGUGGAUGAGCUGAAGGCCCAUGAUCCUGAGACCUUGGCACAGGCACUCGCAGAGAAAAUCCAGGAGGUACAGGAGUGCAAAGACAGGCUGGCAAGGGCCCUGGCGGACAUGGAGAACAUGCGGGAGCGCACCAUGCGGCAGGCUGAGCGCGAGAAGCAGUUUGCCAUUUCUCAAUUCGCGACAGGGCUGCUGGACGUGGUGGACAAUUUGGAGCGCGCGAUUGAGAGCGUGCCCGAGGAGGUGCUGGCGCAGGGGGUGGACCCAGAGACCGGCAAGCCCAUCACGGCUGACCGCGCGCUCACCACCCUGCGCAGCUUUGUGGACGGCAUCAGGCUCACCUUCAACAUCUUCGUCAAGUAUCUGGAGGCCAAUGGCGUCCAGAGGAUUGACCCCACACUGGGAGAGAAGCUGGACCCCAACAAGCAUGAGGCGGUGUACCAGGUCUCUGACCCCACCAAGGAGCCCGGCACCAUUGCAGCUGUGCUCAAGAAAGGAUACACUCUCAAUGGACGCGUGCUGCGGCCUGCUGAGGUCGGCGCUGUCCGCCGAGGCACGGCUUCGGCAUGAUUUUGGACCGCUGUACAUGUUCCCCUGGUGCAUGUAUGGAACAAUGCAUGAAGAUCAGUCGAGGACAUCACUUGCUGUCAGUUGAUUUGCCAAGCCUUCAACGUGUUUGUGCUACUUGUUGUAGAAAUCUAUCAAAUGAACUGCAGGGAAUUGGUGUGAUUCCUGGUUGACAAUUUUGAAUGGGCAUGGUAUGGCCAAUGAUUUGGCCCAACGAAUGCAGCAUUGUAUUACUGCACAUCGCAGGCACAUGCAAAGCAUGAUUGUGAUUGC
Messenger RNA from Coccomyxa subellipsoidea C-169, 1241 nucleotides. Its product is annotated as GrpE nucleotide exchange factor. The transcript has 7 exons. Gene Ontology annotation, biological process: protein folding. The record is from RefSeq and is a predicted model, not a curated record. Gene Ontology annotation, molecular function: adenyl-nucleotide exchange factor activity; protein homodimerization activity; protein-folding chaperone binding. Bases 261 to 971 code for a protein of 236 amino acids. Lineage: Eukaryota; Viridiplantae; Chlorophyta; Trebouxiophyceae; Coccomyxaceae.